AUGUGGGAGCCUUUUAUUCUCUUCCUGCUGCUUAUGUUGCUCCAGGGAACAGCGGAGGCGAGCUCCUCGGAGAAGUCAGCCAAGGACAUGUUUGCGGCCUGGAGGCAGUACCAGCAGGAGUGUGAGCGCAGAAUGGCCGAGGAGCCGUAUCCCGCAGGCCUGGUGUGUAACCGGACCUUUGACAUGUAUGCCUGCUGGGGGGACACUCUGCCCAACACCACCGCCAUGGUGCCCUGCCCGUGGUACCUGCCCUGGCAUCACCACGUUCGUGGCGGGUUCGUGAUGCGGCUCUGCGGCCCGGCUGGCCAGUGGGUGACGGACGAGUCGGGGCUACCCUGGAGGGACCACUCGCAGUGCGAGGAUCUCAGCACAGACCACCCCUUCCAGAAGCAGAUGCGGUUCCUGGAGCAGUUCCGGCUGAUGUACACCGUGGGCUACUCCCUCUCGCUGGUCUCCCUGCUGCUCGCCCUGCUGCUGCUCCUGGCUUUCAGGAAGCUGAGAUGCACCCGCAACUACAUCCACGUGAACCUCUUCCUCUCGUUCAUGCUGCGGGCCGUCUCCAUCCUCACCCGGGACGCCCUCCUCCGCGUGCGCUUCUCCAAGGACCUGCGGCACGAAGGGGACCUCUUCCAUCUCCUCGGGGACCAGGCUGCUGCCGGCUGCCGCCUGGCUCAGGUUCUGACCCAGUACUGCGUCGGGGCCAACUACUACUGGCUGCUGGUGGAAGGGCUCUACCUGCACAACCUGCUUGUGCUGAUGGCCAUCUCGGAGGAGAGCUGCUUUGUGGGGUACCUGCUUGUCGGAUGGGGAGCCCCCAUCCUGUUUGUCAUUCCCUGGGUGAUCAUCAGAUACCUCUAUGAAAACAACCAGUGCUGGGAGAGAAAUGACAACAUGGCCUAUUGGUGGAUUAUCCGCUGCCCCAUCCUGCUCGCCAUCCUGGUUAACUUUGUCAUAUUCGUCCGUAUCAUUAAGAUCCUGGUCUCCAAACUCCGGGCUCACCAGAUGCGCUACACGGACUACAAGUUCAGGCUGGCCAAGUCGACGCUGACCCUGAUCCCGCUGCUGGGCAUCCACGAGGUGGUAUUUGCCCUGGUGACGGAGGAGCAGGCCCAGGGGACGCUGCGCUACGUCAAGCUCUUCUUUGAGCUCUUCCUCAGCUCCUUCCAGGGUCUUCUGGUGAGCAUCCUCUACUGCUUCGUCAACAAAGAGGUCCAGUCUGAGAUCCGGAGGAAGUGGCAGAGGUGCCAGCUGGGCGCGAACCUGCUAGAGAAGCCUGGCUACAGCUGCAGCCACGGGCCGUCCUGCCGCUGCCAGCAGGGCAAGACCUCUGAGGUGGGCUGCCCCCGGCGCCCCAGCCACCCGGGGAAGAGGGGAGCCGAGGCGGAGUCCAACGGCAGCUCGGAGAACUCCAUGGGCAGCUCCCAGCUGCAGCAGCAGCAGCGCCGCCCCUACGCCGGUACCACGGGCAGCAAAUCCUACUGCUACAUCCCGGUCCAGACGCAGCCGGCGGGCAGGCUGGGGGGCACGGAGCUGCUCCCCAGUGCCAGGGAGCCUGGGGACAACAAGAUCUCGGAGAGCUGUUGCUAA
Mauremys reevesii (Reeves's turtle) is the source of this 1587-nucleotide messenger RNA. It is a transcript of the gene GIPR, whose product is annotated as gastric inhibitory polypeptide receptor. The record is from RefSeq and is a predicted model, not a curated record. NCBI's taxonomy places the organism in Eukaryota, Metazoa, Chordata, Testudines, Geoemydidae. Gene Ontology annotation, biological process: adenylate cyclase-modulating G protein-coupled receptor signaling pathway; cell surface receptor signaling pathway. Gene Ontology annotation, cellular component: plasma membrane. Gene Ontology annotation, molecular function: gastric inhibitory peptide receptor activity; peptide hormone binding; G protein-coupled peptide receptor activity. The transcript is spliced from 13 exons. The coding region runs from base 1 to 1587 and encodes 528 amino acids.